AUUUUGAAGGUUUCCCAACAGACAAACACAAAAGGGUCUAAUGCCAUUUCAUGUAAUACUCAGAAGGCCACCAAUGCAAAACAAGGUAAGAUACAGCUCUUUAUCCAUCCACAGGGAGAGAUAGGAAAAGAACAUUAUAUUAUUCUUUUUCUUUGUUUACGUAUAAAAUAGGAUAAUAAUAUUAUUCAAUGCUAGUAAAAAAUUACAUAUAUAUAAACACAAAAAGGGACAAACUAGAAAGAGGCUUUUUUAUUCGGAGACAAAUGAACAUCAUUGGAUUAUGUCGCACAUAGAAAUUUACAAAAUGACAGAGGAGAAGAAGCAUAGAAGAGGCAGAGUUGAAAGUGACAGACAAGAGUGGGUAUCGUUAAUGUUACCACUGGGUGAAGCAGCGGAGCGUUUUGAGCUGGCGAGUGUCGUUUGCAGCCAUGGCCUGUUCAUGAUGGCCCCCAACCGAUGGGACCCAAUUUCCAAGACCCUCCUCCGCCCUCUGCGGCUGAACCCCAACUCCCUCCACCGCCAUGAAUGCGAAUGGGACCCAUCUGAGGAGGCGGAUUGUUCGGCCUCCGAUUCAGUCAUGGUCCACGUCUCCCAACCCCAAGAUUGUCCGCAGUGUCUCCACGUUCGUGUCUACGCUGGGACUCGCUCUCUGACUCCUGAGAACGAAGAAGCUAUACUCACGCAAGUGUCGAGAAUGCUGCGGCUGUCGGAAAACGACGAGAGAAUCUCCAGAGGGUUCCACGAGUUAUACUUCUCCAGCGACGAAGAAGAAGGCUCGGUCAUUGGAAGAGUUUUUAGGUCACCUACUUUGUUUGAGGAUAUGGUGAAGUGUAUUCUUCUGUGUAAUUGCCAGUGGCCGAGGACUCUGUCAAUGGCUGAGGCGCUUUGUGAUCUUCAGCUAGAACUCCAGCUAAAGUCUCUAGUACCCGAUAAGACUGAGCAUUUCAUCCCUGAAACACCUGCAUUGAAAGAAGUAGAACCCAAGAAGAAGCUUCAAAACUCCAAAGCUUCUAAAUGCUUGGCUUCCCAGUUUUCUGGAGAGAUCAAACAAGGGUUUGAAAAUCUUUCCAAUGACAUUGUUCUGGACAAAGUCCAACCCACAUCUCGAAAUUUGAGGGUAGAACAUUGUAUUGCUGAUUCUGGUUUGCUCUGUGAUCCUCACUUAGUCACGGACACUGGUUUUGAUAAGGUUGGGAAUUUCCCUACUCCAACAGAACUUGCAAAACUUGACAAGAAUUUCCUGGCAAAGCGCUGCAAGCUCGGGUACAGAGCAGGCCGGAUAGUGAACUUGGCUCAGAGUAUUGUUGAGGGUAGGAUUCAACUAAGACAAUUGGAAGAAAAUUGCAUGGAAAGGAGCUUGAACAGCUACGAUAAGUUGGCUGAGCAGCUGAGACAAAUUGAUGGGUUUGGUCCUUUUACAUGUGCCAAUGUGCUUAUGUGUAUGGGGUUUUAUCAUGUCAUUCCAACUGACUCUGAAACUAUCAGACAUUUAGCACAGCCAAUCAAAGUACUGCAGGUUCAUGCCAUACAAUCUAGCAUUAGGACAAUGGUGACAGAUGUUGAAAGAAUUUAUGCUAAGUAUGCUCCAUUUCAGUUCUUGGCGUAUUGGUCAGAACUGUGGAACUUCUACGAGAAAAGGUUUGGCAAGCUUAGUGAAAUGCCUUGUUCUGAUUAUAAACUUAUAACUGCUUCUAAAAUGAGGACUAAACCAAGGCAGCAGAACAAAAGGAAGAAGACAGCCUGACCGUUAAGGUGCCUUGAACCUGUAAGUUGUAGGGUCUGUUUAUAUAAUUUUAGAACUUGGUUUAGUUUACUCUUUUGAGAAGAAGUAAGAUCAAUGUCUUACUAACUGUGUAACUUAACAUGUUAAAAUAUACCACACAUUUUGUUGGCCUAUGAUUAUAGCCAUUCAGUUGGAGUGAAAUUGGUUGGGAGUUUCAGAAUGGUUUAGCAUGAGAGAGUGAGCCAACUUGUAUAAAGUUGAACAAUGUUUAGUUCUUGUAAAGUUGUAAGCUAUUUUAAUUAUGCUCUGAACUUUAUUUAAUACGCA
This is a messenger RNA of Cannabis sativa, 2050 nucleotides long. RefSeq lists its product as uncharacterized. The transcript is spliced from 5 exons. Gene Ontology annotation, molecular function: 8-oxo-7,8-dihydroguanine DNA N-glycosylase activity. Bases 281 to 1744 code for a protein of 487 amino acids. The record is from RefSeq and is a predicted model, not a curated record. NCBI's taxonomy places the organism in Eukaryota, Viridiplantae, Streptophyta, Magnoliopsida, Rosales, Cannabaceae. Gene Ontology annotation, biological process: DNA repair; base-excision repair, AP site formation. Gene Ontology annotation, cellular component: nucleus.